This is a messenger RNA of Ilex paraguariensis (yerba mate), 249 nucleotides long. Lineage: Eukaryota; Viridiplantae; Streptophyta; Magnoliopsida; Aquifoliales; Aquifoliaceae. The record is from the annotation of a GenBank genome assembly.
AUGGGAAAUUUCUUCUGCCCCACCGUCAACAUCGACAAGCUCUGGUCGAUGGUUCCUCAGGAUGUGAAAGACAAGGUCAAUCAGAGUAAUGUUCCGAUGAUUGAUGUGACUCAGUUUGGGUACUUCAAGGUGCUUGGGAAGGGUGUCUUGCCCAGUGAUCAGCCGAUGGUUGUCAAGGCUAAGCUCAUUUCCAAGAUUGCCGAGAAGAAAAUUAAGGAGGCCGGUGGUGUUGUGGUCCUCACUGCUUAG